AGAAACAUAUAGUGAAAACAUGGGGAAUACAGCUAAUACGAAUUUAUAAACGUUGUUCAAAAACAGGGUUUGAAGGAUGACGUGUAUGUACGGGUCCUUCGGACUUCCGGGUGUGUAUAAACAGACAGCAAAGGGAGUUAACUCGCUCUAAAGAUGUCUAAAGUAACGUUUAAAAUCACGCUGACGUCGGAUCCCCGGCUACCAUACAAAGUAUUAAGUGUCCCAGAGAGCACGCCGUUCACAGCAGUGUUGAAGUUUGCAGCUGAGGAGUUCAAAGUGCCGCCAGCAACCACUGCAAUUAUAACAAACGAUGGCAUAGGAAUCAACCCUGCUCAGACAGCAGGGAACGUGUUUCUAAAACAUGGCUCAGAGCUUCGCAUCAUUCCCAGAGACAGAGUGGGAGGACAAGGAGACCGAUGCUGCUUUUUUUCUCGUUGACGGCAUAAUGACUCACCCGGCAGAAUCAUAUAACACUUGAGACCCAGGAAACACCUCAACGUGUGUCAUGUAUUUAUUUUCUGGCCCAAAACUGACAGUGACUCACAUGAGAGUAUGGAUAUAUUUAAACUUGAUGAGGACAUGCACUCACUCUUGCAUGCUCCCUGCUUCCUCAUUUUUUCCCACUCACUCUAUUUUGAUCAAAAGAUUAAAGUGACAUCAAAACUUCCCCGAGGUGCUGAUUAAUUAAUAAAUACACACACAGAAAUGCAUCCUGGGAAAAUUUUUAGCUUAGAUUAACAAACAAAUGAGUCAGUCAGAGCUUUUGUAUGUUUGUAAAUGAAAAUAAAUCAUCAGUAUAACCAUCAAAAAAUAGUUUUUUUGUUUUGUUUUGUUUUGUUUGCCUAUGUCUUAAUCAGCACCAUUGAUAUUUUUAAAACUGUACAACAAGCUUGAAACAAAUCAUUGUUUUAGGUGUCUGUUUAAAUGUAAAAUGUAUGCUUUUCAAGUCAAACAUUAGCAUAAUAAAAAUAAAUAUGCACCUGAAUCUAGA
Molecule: messenger RNA, 991 nt
Organism: Cheilinus undulatus (humphead wrasse)
Lineage: Eukaryota; Metazoa; Chordata; Actinopteri; Labriformes; Labridae
Gene: ufm1
Product: ubiquitin-fold modifier 1
Exons: 6
Coding region: 154-438 (94 amino acids)
Biological process (GO): protein K69-linked ufmylation
Cellular component (GO): nucleus; cytoplasm
Source: RefSeq, a predicted model, not a curated record